Molecule: messenger RNA, 2265 nt
Organism: Corythoichthys intestinalis (scribbled pipefish)
Lineage: Eukaryota; Metazoa; Chordata; Actinopteri; Syngnathiformes; Syngnathidae
Product: major histocompatibility complex class I-related gene protein-like
Exons: 6
Coding region: 92-1213 (373 amino acids)
Biological process (GO): immune response
Cellular component (GO): external side of plasma membrane
Source: RefSeq, a predicted model, not a curated record
GCUCGAGGACAUGAUCUUGUCUAGCUGUGAAAAAGUAAACUAAAACAUCUUUUUUUUUUCUUUUUUUUUCCCCCCGAAAUUUUUUUUAUUCAUGCCAAUCAUGAUCCGGAUCUUGCUUUUAUACUUUGUGGUGAUUGUCCAAAUACGCAGCGUGAUGCCCGCGCUUCACUCGCUGAAGUUUCAUGUUAUAGCAUCUACGCAAAUUAAUAAUCUACCAGACUUUGUUUAUGACAUUUAUGUCGACGAGGUUUUAAUUGUCCACUACGACAGCAGCAACAGGUCAGUGGAAUACCGGUAUGAUUUUAUUAAAAAAGCUACAGCAGACAAUCCAAACUUCUGGCAGCGUCAGAGACGGACUAUUUUGACUCAAGAGAGCUUUGCCAAAGAGGCCAUGGAGCAAUUCAGAAUCGGCUACAACAAAACCAAGGGCGUUCAUUUUGGUCAGGCGACAUUUGGCUGUGAAUGGAAUGUUGAGAAUGAGGAGACCUACGGUUGGGAACGGUACAGUUACGAUGGAGAAGAUUACGCCUCAUUGGACAUGGAGACAGAGAAGUGGACCAUACCGCACCCACGGGCUUUCUUCACUAAUCUCAAAUGGUUACAUGAUGAGGGGCUAAAAAAAUACAGGAAGCGAUUCUACGCUGAAGAUUGUCCCAAGUUGUUGAAGAAUAUCCUGAAAUACGGAGGGGAAAUUUUUACAACAACCGAACUUCCAAAGGUUUCACUCCUCCAGAAGACGCCGUCUUCUCCGGUCACGUGCCACGCGACAGGUUUCUAUCCCAACACGGCAGAUCUCUUCUGGAGGAAAGACGGCGAACAGCUUCACAUGGACGUGGACUAUGGCCAAAUUCUUCCGAACCACGACGGAACCUUCCAGAUGACCGCGAAUCUUAAAGCGAAAUUGACGGCCGAGGUGGAAGGCCUCUAUGAAUGUGUCUUUCAGCUCUCUGGUGUCAAGGAUGACAUUGUCGUCAAGCUGGAUGAAAGAAACAUCCUGAGCAAUCUACCUAUUGAAAUUCGUGAAGGAGAAAAGCAGAAGAACAACAUCAUUGGUAUAGCUGUCCCGUUGGCGGUCCUCGUGCUUGUGGGCAUCAUCGUGGCCAUAGUCAUUUUUUUCAAGUGUCGUAACCGCACUCCAGGCGAUUACGCGCCACCUCCUGAUGAAAUGUCAAACUCGGAAACAGCGAAAGACAACGGCCGGAAUGGGAUCUGAAAUUUAAAGACAUGCCACAAGAACGACCCUUGGCCAUUCAAUGGAAUAUUGAAAAGGACAGUUUCAGAUUUGACAACACGACAAAGAAUCAACCAGCAACACGGCGAGGCAUAUUAUCAACUGUUGCAUCCAUCCAGACAAUUAGACCCGAGUCACAGGGACUCUGACUCGAGUCACAACUUUGAUGACUCGCAACUGCACUCUGACUUAGAGAAAAAGAAAACACAGACUCGGACUUAGAGAAAAAGAAAACACAGACUCGGACUUCACUCACUUGAGCUCAGAGGGUCCAAGACAUUACACGACUUGUGAGGCAAUAACUCAAGACCCAACUCGACUUGAGUCGUGACACAAUGACUCGAGACUCGACAAGCUGACUAGAAAAACUUCGAUACGUUCCAACCUGCCAGGGAUCACCUUGGUCGCUCUCGCCAUGCCCUUACUGAACAACCCGUGACUCGACUUGACUAAACUCGACAACCUUUUGACUUGACACGACUCAUCUUGAAAUGACUCGAGACUCUACCAGCUCACUCAAAAAACUUUUAAUCGCAGAUUUGUUCCUACCUGCCAGUGAUCCACUUGGUCACUUUGGCCGCUCUCGCCAUGCCCUCGCAGAACAACUUGUAACUCGAAUUGACUCAACUCCACAUAACCUUCUGACUCAACCUUACUCAAAAGAAAUUGACUCGAGAGUCAACAAGCUGACUCAAAAACUCUUAAAUAUAGAUUUGUUCCGACCAGCCAGUGUCCCGCUUGGUCACUUUGGCCGCUCUCGCCAUGCCCUCGCGGAACAACCUGUGACUCGAAUUGACUCAACCCGACAUAACCGUAUGACUCAAAUUGACUCGUAAGAAAAUGAAUUUUGACUUGACACGACUCGUCUUUACAACUUUGUGUCUCGAGUUGACAUGACCUCAAGACUUAACUCGACAUAACGUUAUGACUCGACUCAACUUGACUGAACUUGACAUAACCUUAUGACUCAACUUGACUCGUACAAAAAUGACUCGAGACUCCACCAGCUCACUCAAAAAAAUUUAAUCGUAGAU